UAUAUACCUCUCAAAUCAACAUCAUCAUCAUCAUAGUAAGUAGUAUAUUAUUAUCAUUAUUAAGAGAAGAGAGAGAGAGAGAGAGACAAGCUGAGAGAAAUAAAAGAGAUAGAGAAUUUAAUUAUGGGAGCUGAUUGGGGACCUGUGGUGGUAUCAGUGGUGCUAUUCAUCUUACUUUCACCUGGGUUACUAUUCCAAUUACCAGCAAGAACAAGAGUCAUGGAGUUUGGAAAUAUGAACACAAGUGGGAUUGCUAUUCUAGUUCAUGCUGUUAUAUAUUUCUGCAUACUCACCAUCUUGAUCAUUGCUAUUGGUAUUCACAUACAUGUUAACUAAUAAUAAUAAAUUAGUUAUAACAUCAUCAUCAUCAUCAUCCAAUCUCUCUAUAUUUAUAUAUGUGUACAUCUUUUUAUUAUAUACUCUCUUUUUAUUUUUGUUGAGAUCCAUAUAUUUGAACGGCCAACUUUUAUCAAAUGUUUUCUGAAUUCUGUAUUGUUGUGCGUUCCUUCUUUUAAUUAAUCAGUUUCAAAUUUGUAGAGAGUUAGCUAUAGUCAGAAACUAUUUUGGCGAUACUAACAUGAAAUUAAUAAUAGUUUGUUCUAAAAUUUGUAACAAAUAUUAAUAUUUGUCAAUUAUAAAAAAUAAUAUAUAGUACAUCA
Messenger RNA from Cannabis sativa, 659 nucleotides. RefSeq lists its product as uncharacterized. Bases 124 to 336 code for a protein of 70 amino acids. The record is from RefSeq and is a predicted model, not a curated record. NCBI's taxonomy places the organism in Eukaryota, Viridiplantae, Streptophyta, Magnoliopsida, Rosales, Cannabaceae. The transcript has a single exon.